AUGAACACUCCUGCAGAAGCGGUGUACGCAAAUACGACAAUUGGACGAGAUCCCCGACACGUUAUCGAGGACGUUGUCGAGGAAAACGCUGACGAAUUCAAUCCACACGCUUCCUAUUACGACGGUGGUGAAGACUUUCCCUUAAAGACGGACACUAACUGUGCUCCGGGCGACCAGACGGCCUUAGUUCUCGCGCCGCCCACAAGAUACCACACUAUGGCCGUAAUUCCCGGACGCUGCCUCCGAGGAUGUCUGGACAUAUUCUCAUUCAUCAUCUGUCUCGCACUUAUCAUUAUUCAAUUAGGCUUGAUAGAUUACUACUACCUUACUGUACUAUCGGAUAGAAUAUGGUAUUCGUGGAUUGGCGCCGAUGCGCUUGUCAUCGUUGUCAUGUUGUGGCUGCUUGUACUAGCUCUUAAGUACAAUCAAACUCAAAUGGAGGAAGUCUGUUCUGUCGAUGGAAAAGUGAAAUUUGCCUGGAUCGGAUGGCUUGUCUACUCGUUGGUACUGGUCGGAAAGGUCGCCACCUGUUUCCGCCUAUUCUACACGGAACUACCACCAGGACCACUGGACAACAAUGAUAAGCUUUUCGAUGAUCAUCUAUUCAAACUUGGGCUUUCACUGUCGGUGCUGAUUUUCUUGUUCCUCCUCGAAGCUCAUCACUACACACCAUUGAUGAGCGCUCGCCAACUGUAUAUUACCUACCUGGCCACUGCAAUCUGUCUCGAUCUCGUUGACAACAUUUACUUCCUCGACCUACUCUGGCAGUCUCUCAAAGACGGAUGGAAUCUGCCUAUGUGGCUCGACAUCACCAUACUGACAGUUGCAUGUGUGAACUUCGUUAUGCCUACAUUUGCCCUGUUGAAACUUCGCUUUGGGCGAUUCCCACGAUUACUGUAUAUCAGCGACAAAGUCUGGAGUCUACUCUACGUACUUAUCGUAAAUGGACCAUUCCUCGGACUCCGAAUCUAUCUCUAUAUCCUGCUUGAAGUCCAACAACGAGGCAGACAUUAUGAUCCAAGUCUAUUUGCCGUCAAAAAUAUCGCUAUGAUUUAUUUGGCGAUGAGAGAGCUUUGGACAAGGCUGCAGUAUUGGCGAAUGAAACGACGAGCAACCGGAUCACGUGGCGAACUUACUGGUCAUCAUAAUAACGAUGACGAUCAUUAA
This is a messenger RNA of Haemonchus placei, 1167 nucleotides long. NCBI's taxonomy places the organism in Eukaryota, Metazoa, Nematoda, Chromadorea, Rhabditida, Trichostrongylidae. The record is from the annotation of a GenBank genome assembly.